ACUCUAAACGGUGUUCAUGUAAUUAUUUCCACCGACAAGUUCAUUGAAAACAACAACAACGACGUACAUUUUAACAACAAAACAGAUAUAAAAGCUUCUUAUUUAUGCGUGCAAAUGAGUAAGGUGGAGGACGUGACAUCACUUCCUGUUCCCGAUGACCCUGUCGACUGCACAGCCGAGAAUGACCGCAGACUGUGGAUAGGCAAUCUUGACCUUCGCAUAACAGAGUUUGCCUUGCUGAAGAUCCUGCAGAGGUUUGGUUCCCUGGAGAGGUUUGACUUCCUGUGCCACAAGACGGGCCCCGACCAGGGCAAGUCACGAGGCUACUGCUUCGUGUCAUACUCCACCAGAGAGGAGGCAUUGAAGGCCAUCAAGUCCCUGGAUAAGAAGCUGGCCAUGUCCAAACGUCUCAUAGUACGCUGGGCACACAAGCAGGAGGAUUCUGACCCUGCCCAAAGAGUGGAGACCAGCAGAGCAUGUUCUGUGAAUGAGCUCAGUAUGUUUUGUUCCAGCACGGAUUCCAAGAUACGAGCCAUUGAAAUGAAGCUGAGACUGAUGGAGAAGUCGGCUCCUGAUUUCAGCAUCUCCACUCGGCCAAGCCAGCAGCCUGGAACCAGCAAAUACAGCAGUGCACAGGCAGGAAACCAGCAGUCAACCCAAAGACAAAACAAUAAACCCUACCACAGAAAAGAGACCAAAAGAUGACACAGGCUACACCAAAAUUAGUUUUUAGUGAUUAAAAUGUGUGUAUUUUUAGUUUUACAUUUGCAAGCUUUUAAUCCAUACUUGUAACAGUAUUUUAAUGCACAGUCUAAACUCCAUUUUUGUUUGGAAGAUUCAAGCUGUUUGUAUUUGCUUGAUCAUAGCUUUCAUAACAUAAUGCAGACGAUGUGAAUAAUUGCAGUUUUGUGAGUGGGAAUUAGAAUAGGUACAAUAAGACGAACAAAGAUUUAUUGCGACCUAUUUAUGAUUAUGAACGUACAGUACUGAAAUAAUUUUUACAGAUAUUUGGACGGACUCCCUUUGAACAAAUGCUUUGCCUGUCUGUGUUCUAUAUCCCUAUGUAAUGAUGAAGAACUCUAACUUUAUUUUUGAUUUCAUAUUGUACUAUUGUUGAUAUCAUAGUGCACAUUUCUUCUGGAAAAUAUUUAGUCAAUUUUAAGAAAUAGCUUUUGAACACUCUAGAGGCGGAAUAUAUUGCCCAAUGUUCAUGAAACUUUUUACUCAACAUGAUAUCUCAACAGAGCUCAGAACUGGAUCAAGUGUAGUAAAAAAACACAAUCACUUGGUCAAAUUUAUGAAAAAGUUUUUGAUCACUCUAAAGGCUAUUUUUUUCCCAAUCUUAUUGAAACUUGGUGAGAACGUUUGUCCUAAUGAUGACUAUGCUGAGUUUAAAACUUUGUCACGUGGGAUGAAAAUUAAAGAAAAGCUUGUGAAUACUUCAGAGGCCACAUAUUCCGGCAACCAUUAUGAACUUUUCUCAGAGCAUGUGCAGACUUGGCCGAGUUUGGAACCUUUAGAGCCUCUUAUAGUACUUCCCAUUAUGAUUAAUUAUUUGCAUCUUUUAAUUUAACCCUUCACCACUUGGAUAAGUAUUUGUAUGCAUUUGUAAAGUUGAAUUUAAUUCAAGACCUUUCUUACUAGAUUCAAGUUUUUAAGGCUUAAUUCCAACUCAUAGAUACUGAUGAGCAGCAAACAGCAUAAAACCUGAACAGACUGCGAGAUACUCGCAGGCUGUUCUGGUUUUAUGCUAGUUGCGAAAGCCAUUUUCACUUUGCUUCUUAUGGGGAAAGUGUUAAUUUGUUUUUAAAUUAAUUAUAUUUUGGAAAUGAAAGUUGUAAGAGGGACCAUUCAUUCAAUGUUCUCAUAGAAGAUAUGAAAGGCAAUGUCAGGCUGUUACCUGUUUUCAGUGUUCAGUCCCAGGUUUUGGAUAUUCAAGGAUGUAGAUAUGUUCUGUAAAGGUGUUAUGUUUUUCAUACUUGAUCUAAAACUUUCAUCUUGAUGACCUGCCACCAUAACUGCAAAAGAAGCAUUCUGUCGUAAUGGUUCCUAACACAUCAGUUAAAGUGGGCCAUUAUAUUUGCUUGGUGAUAUUUUUUCUAACAAAUAUUUUCAUGGUAGAAGUAAAAUUGCUUGAAGCCAAUAGUGGCCAAGCAUGUGUUACCAUGUCUUUGCUUUCAGGGAUUCGAUUUCUACUUCUUUCAGCUGAUGUUCUCCUUUUCAAUGCCAACAUUGUACAGCCAAUAGUGUUGAACUUCACAGGAUCUAUUUUAUAUUGAAUAAUUUUGGGGAAUCUGCUUAAAGAUGAAAGGUGUUGUGUUUCCAUAUUCACAGCCCUGGUAUUGUGCAGCUCUGUUAGGCAUCUCCCAACAUUACUUCAUUGAAAUCAACCCGUCUGAUAUGAAAUUGAAGACAUAUCGCAUGCUGUUUUAUGUUAUUUAUAUAUAUUAAUGUAUUAUUUUGAACAAAUAGAUAAUACCGAUUAGCCUU
Messenger RNA from Dreissena polymorpha, 2490 nucleotides. Its product is annotated as probable RNA-binding protein 18. The transcript has 6 exons. NCBI's taxonomy places the organism in Eukaryota, Metazoa, Mollusca, Bivalvia, Myida, Dreissenidae. Gene Ontology annotation, molecular function: RNA binding. The record is from RefSeq and is a predicted model, not a curated record. The coding region runs from base 115 to 705 and encodes 196 amino acids.